AUGUCGUACCUCCUCAACUACCUCCCAUUUUCAGUCCCAAUCACCAUAUCCGCCAUCUCGCUCAGUAUCGUGCCCCUCCUGAUCCUUCAUUUCCGAUCCUACCUCUCUCCGUCACCACGCCCCUCCCCUAAUUCACUUCCCUCCUCUUUCUAUCCAGCAGUCACAUCACACGGUCGUCAUCUACCCCUCACCGCGAAAAAUGCAUUCUCCUAUGCAGUACUGUAUCUAGGCGUAGAUGUAGAUUCUAUGGAGAGUGGUCGUUUGAAUUUACCAUUUAGGAUAUUUAGAUAUGCUGGACAUCCCUUAACCAAGCUUAUCGGACUUAGAACGAAGGACUAUCUAUCUCAUGGAGAUGAAUCGUUCAGAGAGAAAUUGGAGAGGUUACUAUGUCAAGAUAAGUAUGGUAUAGAGAAAGAAGAUAUAGGUAAAAUAUGGCUCGUUACGCUUCCCAGUCUGGCAGGAUGGGAAGGGCCGAACCCUUUGACUACUUGGUAUAUCUACAAGAAGAGUAAGGAGGAAGGUAAAGUGGGGGAAAUGUUGUGUGUUAUUUUGGAAGUACAUAGUUCGUUUGCUGAAUCUCAUUGCUACGUCCUUAAGCCUGAUUCCGAAUAUCGUCAAGAACCUGCCAAAGGCUACGACCUAGCCUUCAAGUUCCCACGUCAAUUCCACGUAUCUCCCUUCAACUCGCGAGACGGCUUUUAUCGAGCGGACUUGACCAACCCGUUCCCUAACCCCGACUUAGCGUACUAUACAGACAAUCCACCAAGAUUCAAAAUAUUCUUGAAAGUUUUAUCCACGGACGAUCAAGUCAAAUUCAUUGCUACUCUCACCUCUGGUCCUACACCUCCUGUACGAUUGGAACCAUGGAACAUCCUAUCAAUAUUGAGCACAUUACUGAAAUGGCCAUUUACGUUGUUCUCUGUGACUGCUCGAACAUUCUAUCAAGCAUACAAAUUACAUUACAUCAAGAAACUCGCGUUAUUCCCUAGACCCGAACAUCACACGGAGGGUUCAGAGGGGUUGGUCAACCCCCCGGAAAAGGCUGUACCUGAUAUCGGACAAGGUAUGCAGAGACAGGCCAUUUCAUGGACUGAAAUUCAUGCUAGAAGAGUUGUGGAGAAUUGGGUCAAGCAAAGGGUCGAGUAUACCGGUAUUCAGAUGGAGAUUAGAAGGAAGAAUGGUAGAGAGGAUUUGAUAGUGGAUUGGAAGGAGAAGACGACGUCCAACGGAAAUGGGCAUGCUAAUGGUCAUUCGAAUGGUUACUCGAAUGGUCACUCACACAACAGGUUGAUCAUAACAACCUCGGAUCCACUGUUUUUCACCAACCUCCUCGUCUCACCUACACCUCAACACUCAUUAAUCAUGUUCCCCGAACAGCUCACAUCCGUAUCAUCACCUGAGAAAUUCGUGGAGUUCUUCUCUCCAUCUUCAGCAUCAACAGAAUCUCAUAUCGAUGGUGUGACAAGAUACACCCGAAAUAGACGAACAGAGUAUUUCUUAUACCUAUACUCCCACUCGAUCGUUCCGGCUCUACCAUCCAUCCCUCCAAUCACACCAUCACCAUCACACUUUAUCGAACAUGUAGAUUCUAGCUUAAGAGAUAGAUUGUUAGUUGCAAGGAUAGUAUUUUGGUUCACGUUUAACGAGUACUUCGAAUAUCGUUUGUUUGACUUGCUCAAUGCGAAAUUUGUAAGUGGUUCGGAACCUUGGAAAAUCUGGGAAAGAAGUUUGCAAAGUCAAUUUUGGGGGAUAAAGCCUCAACAGGGUAGGGAGGAAGAGAAGAAGUUGGGAACGUAUUUUAUCAGUUAA
Messenger RNA from Kwoniella mangroviensis CBS 8507, 1809 nucleotides. RefSeq lists its product as uncharacterized. The coding region runs from base 1 to 1809 and encodes 602 amino acids. The record is from RefSeq and is a predicted model, not a curated record. Lineage: Eukaryota; Fungi; Basidiomycota; Tremellomycetes; Tremellales; Cryptococcaceae. The transcript has 3 exons.